CAUGCCCAAAGCGAAUAGGUAAAUAUACGACAAAAUAACUAAAUACAAAUAAUAUUAAGUCGAACGUUUAGUGUUAACUAAGUAUAUAUAUGCAUAUAUUCGGUUCGACGGUGUUGUAUUGCGAACAUGCAUGAAGAUGAUUUGAAAAAUCAAUUAACAAUUGCUCGGAACGAGAUUAACAACUUGAGACAGCAAGUGCGCAACUUGCAGCAUGUGCAGCGCAAGGACAUUGAAACAAUAAACCGGUUGCUGCAGGAUUUUCGCUGCGAAGGUUGCGCCAACAAAACCGUCAAGGGCAAGGACAAACCGGAAACGCUGCUGCUGCAGACAACCAGCAGUGAUAUCAACGUCAACGGUUCCAAUGAUGUGGCCCAUUUCAAACCCAUUGGCAUAAUACGCAGCGCCUUCCCAGAAAAGCGCGCCGUGCCACGCCAAUCGAGCGUUGGUAGUCGACUCCGCAGCAUCAUACAGCUGAAUGAUGGCAUCUUUACCAAUCCGGAACACUCAUUGGAGGGUCUUGCCGACUUCUCGCACAUGUGGCUCAUCUAUCAUUUCCAUCGGAACAAUGCGCAUCCAAAGGCAAAAGUAGCACCUCCACGUUUGGGUGGCGAACGUAUUGGAGUGUUCUCCACACGCUCACCGCAUCGACCUUGUCCGGUUGGGCUAUCACUGGUGGAAAUCGAAAAGAUUGACGGCGCCACUAUAAGCUUCUAUGGCACUGAUAUGGUAGAUGGAACGCCUGUGCUUGAUAUUAAACCGUAUAUACCAUAUUAUGAUGCGCCAGUUUUAAGCAUGGACUCAGAUCGCACUUCCAUUGUUCCAAAUGAGAACAGCGUUGACUUUUAUGAUUCGCGACAGGAGCCCGAUGGCGAAGAGUCCGAUCUGGAAUUAUAUGGCGCUGCAGGCUAUACAGCUGGUAACAUAAAUGUAGAUGCAUUAAGUGGCAAUGGUAUGCAGGCAGCACCAUCACCACCAUUACCCAGCGCAGUGCGUGUACCCAACUGGGUGGUGGCCAGUCACCGGUUGAGCGUUUUAUUCAAUGAGCACGCUGAGGCUCAGCUGCAGGAGCUGCAGGUGCAGAAGCAAUGCAUUGUCGACAUAUUGGAGGCGGAUCCACGUUCCGUAUAUCUGCGCACAAAAUACGGCUCACAAAUAUUCACUUUCCAGCUUAGCGAGGUGACGGUUACGUGCAAGUUUGAUGACAACGCUGGCACUGUAACCGUGGUGCAAGUUCGACGCAAUGAAAACAUCCAGGUGACCGCAUUGGACGGGGAGCCACGCAACACUUAAAAGAGGCAUUUAGUUAUAAGUUUUAAGCGCUGCAUUCUGUUUCCCUGGACUGCUUUGUAGUAAAGUUAAUUAUGUGUUAUCUUAAGUACUCAAGUUGAUGAGCUUUAAAAUGUAAAAAGUUUCGAUUUGUCGAUUAUGUAUAAAAUAUAUGAGACAUUAUUAUGUGUGUGCUUGCUAUGCAAAACAA
Messenger RNA from Drosophila grimshawi, 1477 nucleotides. RefSeq names its product tRNA (adenine(37)-N6)-methyltransferase. The coding region runs from base 127 to 1290 and encodes 387 amino acids. NCBI's taxonomy places the organism in Eukaryota, Metazoa, Arthropoda, Insecta, Diptera, Drosophilidae. The record is from RefSeq and is a predicted model, not a curated record. The transcript is spliced from 4 exons.